CUUAACUCACCAUGUUGCGGUUGAUGAAUGCCACACAUGGCCCUUCUCGGGUCUGAAUGUAAUGUUCCAAUUAAUAUUUGCAUUAUCGACACUCUUUUGCGUUAGAUGCUAAGGGUUCUGGAAGAAGAUUCUUCUGCACCACAAUUGAGAUAGAGAUGGCUCGUUAGUGUCGAUCUCCCAAUCAACCAAAUGCCAGAUCCUAUACCCUCUGGGGCUGUGGCGGCCUCUCCCAAACCUAGUGCCGGUAGAUCUCGUCCUCGGCCUCCCAAGCCCAACUACAAACAUAUCCAUCGCUUUCCCUUACCAAUUAGCGUCCAUCCUCUACCUCCCUUAAUUCCUCAUAACCCUCUUUCUGUUAUAAGUGUUGCGCUCUCUUACCUCACUUACAUUAUCUCACCACCUCACCAUGAGGUGUACUCUGCCUAUUUUGACACUGCGACCUCAUCGGUCCAUGUCACUGAUGAGAAGGCGAUCAGAGCCCUGUGGGAAAUGGGUUUCUUCGGUAAGGGUAAUCUAAGUCGAAGUGAACCCAGCUGGCUAGAACGUGAAAAGAAGAGGAGGGGCUUGCUAGGCGGCAAUACCAGUGAAGAGAUCACUGGUAAACGGAGGUCAGAAAGACGAGAAUUGAAAUUAGAACGGGCCAGGAUGGAGAAAUUGGCUAUUCAGCAGAGACUCGAGGCAGAGGCUGCGGCCAAAAAAGGUUCUAUUUCCCCUGAUGGGGAUACUCUGCCGGCACCCACAAAUGGGCCUACUAAUGGCACAAUCCAACCAGCAGAGAAGUUUUCCCUUAGGAAAGCAAGGGAGGCUCGAUAUCUGGAGUCACAGCGGUUGGUAAGGCCGGAUACAGAGACUAGUACAGUCAACGUCCCUGCAGAAGAUAAGUCACCUAACGGUAAAACCGUGCGAUUUUCUCCAGUCGUACAACAAAUGCAGUUUGCUUCCGACCCGGAUUCUCUGCGUCUAUCUGAUUCAGUUGUCGAUGAAAGCAAAACAACUGGCGAGGAGCCUGUUUUGAGAAAUGAGGAACACCUCCAACUGUCGAACGAGGAGGCUUUCUUCCUUGCCUAUGGCCUGGGCGUCCUGCAAGUCUUCGAUGAGCGAAGAAGCGUAAUUCCUAUAUCAUCCCUUUUCUCAUUAUUCUGUCAACACUCUUGCUUCCCUGCUCGGGACUCGAGUGAGAUUGAGCCAGAUGAUCCUUUUAUUAUCUCGUAUGUGGUGUAUCACCACUAUCGGUCACUGGGAUGGGUAGUGCGCUCCGGUGUGAAAUUCGGGGUAGAUUACCUGCUUUACAACAGAGGUCCUGUCUUCUCCCAUGCCGAGUUUGCUGUCGUUGUGAUUCCUUCAUACGGCCAUCCUUACUGGUCAGAGACGCCGGAGAGGAGGAACAAAACUGCUAGCAAGCAAGAACGCAGUUGGUGGUGGCUGCAUUGCGUUAACCGCGUACAAUCGCAGGUUAAGAAAAGCCUCGUGGUGGUCUACGUGGACAUUCCGCCUCCAGCCGCCUCCGACGCAAAAGACGACAUUGGGGCCCAGUUCCGUCGCUACAAAAUACGGGACAUCAGCAUUAAGCGGUGGGUGCCAAAUCGGAGUCGCGAUUAAACGUUGUUUCCGAGUCUUCCUUUCCAUGUCACUCAGAAUGUACUUUACUGUAUCAUAUAGCCUGUGUUCUGGAGAACGCAUAUAGCCAGCUUGAAAGGGCUGUAUAAGCCAGGGUCUAUUGUCGGAAGUUAAUAACAAGACAAUUUCAAACGGCAUGCUUGCCAUGGAACCCAACAAAUAUCAAAACCUAACUUCGUCCUUAGUCUAUGCUCCAGCUUGGAUUGUAUCUGUGCUGUCUGGCCUUUAAUAUCAAUUCCAAGGACCACAGGAGUCUUUGGCACCCUUCGAAAUAGAUUCGCACAACCCCUAUCAGACCAAUGUUGUCUAUGUCCAAACAUGUCAGGGUGCAUGACCGUAAUGAAUCACCAUUUGGAAAUGGGAACCAGAUUUGCAACUGCGCCUUGGUAUAUAUGGUACGGCACUAGAGAAGAAUCAAAGAUGAAGGCUCUUUUUAUUUCGGGUAUUUUUCUCAUGAAAUCAAUCAUGACAUGCUAAUGUCCUCCCAACGAAGGCAGCAAUCCUGGUGAUUGCUGCCUUUCCACCAAAGAAGCUCCUUCAUAGAUUUGCAGGUAAGGCACCAGUCUUCUUCGCCGUAAAGGUCGCGAUCAGAUCCAUCAGAGGCGGGGAGAGAACAUCAUACGUCUCGAGCCCAAGCGACUUGAACUUCGACCGGACCUCAUCCAUACCCUUGGGAUUGAAACCUUGCUCGAUGAUGGAGGAAACGAACGCGGCGAACUGGGGUUCCUGCCACCCUUUCGUGUCGGACAGCUCAACAUGCACGAAAUCUAAGCCCUUGAACGGGUGCUCUGUCUCGAUCCGGCCGUAGAGGUGGACACCGCAUGACUGACAGGCGUGACGCUGAAUGGUAGCGCUCUCGUCGACGAUCUUCAGCUUCUCCUCGUGGGCGGUGACCUUCAGAUUAUUUCUGGGGAUAACGGCAACGAUGGAGAACAAAGCUCCUGCGGGCUUCCAGCACUUCGAGCAGCCACAGGCAUGGUUGUGUGCCACGUUGCUGCUCAGGGUGACUUCGACUUUGUCGGUGGGACAGUGGCAGUAGAGUUUGCCGCCGGGGAAGUCCUCGCGGCCCUUCGUGAUUCCGUUGUCGAUGAGGGGGUGCAGAGAUGGAGCCAUUUUGGUUGGGUUUUCUAUCUCGAUUGGCUGAAGAGGGGCUCAGAAGGUAC
Messenger RNA from Monascus purpureus, 2780 nucleotides. NCBI's taxonomy places the organism in Eukaryota, Fungi, Ascomycota, Eurotiomycetes, Eurotiales, Aspergillaceae. The record is from the annotation of a GenBank genome assembly.